Funneliformis mosseae is the source of this 1671-nucleotide messenger RNA. The record is from the annotation of a GenBank genome assembly. Lineage: Eukaryota; Fungi; Glomeromycota; Glomeromycetes; Glomerales; Glomeraceae.
AUGUACUCAUUUAACGGAGAUUUUGAUGUUUCUUCUGCAACUCGCAGUGCAAAAAAUAUUUCCGUCACGAAUAAAUUAAAUGAUUAUUUUAAAGUUUCCCUGGAAGAACAAAAAAAUAAUCUCAUUAAUAAUGCGGAAAGUAAUACGACGACGAAAAUUGCUUGUUCACCGAUUACUUCUAUCAAUGAGGAAAGUACCAACGUUUCCUCAUGUAAUGAAAAAACUCAUCAACAAGAUGAUAAAGCUCUACAUGAUUCGCAGGAUGACGACGAAGCACGUGCAUUUAAAUCCCAAUUUGAUGAAAUUAAAUGUGCGACAAGAAUGUUUGAAAAUUCUAAAAAUAAUCGAUUUCAAGGAUUUGCUGGGCGGGUACCCACACCUUCACAGAGAAGAGUUGGUGAAACGGGACCAAAUUUGUUUCAUCAAAGAUCGUAUUCUUACUCAACGUACCAACAGCAAACAAACCGACAAAUGUUAAAACCCCAGCGAAGUAUUUCAUCUAUUAAAGGAUUAUCUCUUAACGGGAACGCACCAGCAUAUUCCGGUGGCAAAUUUUAUUCGAAUUCGAAUCAAAGGCCUUCGACUCCAUAUACUUCCUAUGGAUUUGAUUUAUUCGAUAAUGCCGAUGAUAUAUUUCCUCCAUUACGACUCCAAUUGGAUGAUUCAAACUCUGUUAAUGGUAAUGAUGAUGCGUUUAUGAGACAUAAGGAUAUAGAAAACGGCGGGGGUAGAAGUUUUAAUCACAGCAGAUUCGGAAAUAAUGGUUCCGUCGACGAAUGGGAUGAUUCUUAUCCUUCCACACCACUUUCCAAUGGUCAAUUUACCCCACUACCACUUACUCCUUCUUCAACCUAUUCGAACCGAUCUCCAUACCUUGCACAUCAAAAUUCAUUUCUGGAUGAUGAUGAACUUAUUGAAAAGGCUAAGCUCCUUGAAGAUAAACAACGUUUGAUUUUAAUUCAACAGCGUCAAUUAGAUAAUGCACUUGCUGCUUUAAAUGAAACUGAGUCUAGAUACAUGUUAAAUAAUACAACUCCUCCUCCUAUGCUUGCGCGAGGAAAUUCAAACCCGGGUUUACCAAAAAAUUCUUCUUUUGGAAAUAAACUUACUGUGCCCCCUCCACGUUUCCAAACUUCUCAAGAACCUAUUGGACCUCCAACCAAGAAAUCCGGAUAUAAUACUUCUCUACCCAUAACUCCCACAGAAAGCAUUAGCUCUUCUCCUACAUUUUCAUUAUUUUCCAAUCCUCCAGCAUUAUCGCUUAAUCAAAAUUUGAUGAACCAGCAGCAAAAUUAUAAACAAACGACGUUAUCUGAUAACAAUAGCUUUGAUUUCAAUCCAUUCGAUGAAGUUUCUACCCCCUCAAAUUCUCCACAAAAAACAAAAAAUAAUGACGAUGGAUAUUUUAGCUUUUCUCACGCAAGCGCCAAGAACAAUAUUUGGGCUGAAAAUAAAUAUUUCUCUCCUCAUCAAGAAUCAAAGCGUAAUUUUUAUUCAACGAAUUAUAAUCAUUUGCCACCUACUGUUCCGGCAUCUCCAGCUAGUUAUUACCGUCCUUCGCUUUAUUCUUCACCAGUCAGUGAAUGUGAAGAGGAAACUUUAUUCGCUGACGAGUAUUUUAGUUGGAAUAAUAAGAGAAAUUAUGAAAAUAAUUUUAUCCUUCUUCUAUAA